Symbiodinium natans is the source of this 1287-nucleotide messenger RNA. Lineage: Eukaryota; Dinophyceae; Suessiales; Symbiodiniaceae. The record is from the annotation of a GenBank genome assembly.
AUGGCCAACCCCGCCUUGACGGAAGGUGCCGUGAGCCCUGGAGCAGUGGCUUGGGUGUUGACCUCCACAGCCUUGGUCUUCCUGAUGACGGCUGGGCUGGGGUUCUUCUACGGGGGCUUGGUCCGGGACACGAACAUCAUCAACACGAUGAUGAUGAGCGUGGUGUCCAUGGGCAUCGUGACGAUCACCUGGGUAGUCUUCGGCUUCUCCUGGGCCUUCGGGGACAACGGCCCGGUGAUUGGCAACUUCGACUACGCGCUCUUCAUGGACCUCGACAUGAAGAUGUGGGGCGACUCCGGCCUGCCUGGCCUCGCCUUCGCCUCCUUCCAGAUGACCUUCGCGAUCAUCGCCAGUGCCAUCAUCUCGGGUUCCUUGGUGGAGCGCAUGCGCUUCAGCGCCUACGCCGUGCUCCUGACCCUGUGGUCGCUCCUGAUCUACGCUCCCCUGUGCCACUGGGUGUGGGGUCCCGGUGGCUGGAUCGCGGAGAUGGGCGCGCUGGACUUUGCCGGGGGCACCGUGGUCCACAUCAGCUCCGGUGUCUCCGGCUACGUGGCCGGCGGCAUCGUGGGCCCGCGCCGGCACGUUGAGAAGCAGCUGGGCCCCGCGAACGCGCCCUUCGUGAUCUUGGGGGCUUCCCUCCUCUGGUUCGGCUGGCUGGGCUUCAAUGGCGGCUCGGCGCUGGGUGUCUCGGAUGGCGUGGCUGCUCGUGCCGUGGCCACCACCCUGAUUGCUGCUGCCAGCUCCAUGCUGUCCUGGCUGGUCAUCGAACGGGUCAUUCAGGGAAAGCCCAGCAGCGUGGGCGCGGCGGUGGGCGCGGUCGCAGGGCUCGUGUGCAUCACGCCAGCCGCCGGCUUUGUGACACCCGGCUGGAGCAUCGCCGUUGGCGUGCUGGGGGCACCUUGGUGCUACAUGUCCGUGGCUCUCCUCAACAAGAUGACUUACGUGGACGACACCCUGGACGCCUUUGGCUUGCAUGGCAUGGGCGGCAUUGCUGGGGCCAUCCUCACAGGCAUCUUCGCUGUGGAUGAUGGCCUCGUCUACUCCGGCAGCUUCACGUUGCUGGGCAAGCAAAUCGCUGGGGCCCUAGCCGGCGUUGCCUUCUCGGCAGCUGGCACUGCCGUCAUCGUGCUGGCGAUGCGGCUCUUCAUGAAGCUCCGUGUGCCCGAAGACCAGGAGUUCAGCGGAGUGGACGAGCACACGCACGGCGAGACCUUCGCCAUCCGCAGCCCCUUCAAGCAGAACACCUCCGCGGAGCACACGGAGAGCAGCGAAGCCUCGGACGCGUGA